GUGGCUCAUUACAUUAUCUGGCAACCGGAGUGGCAGCGGACAGAAGAGAGGGGAUCCCCUGGAUAUUUUCAGCGAUUUACGGGUGUAGCUAGGUUAAAUAAAACAUCAAAACAAUUGAAAAACUUGGUGAACUCGUCCAGGCUGCUCCUGUACUGCGCAAAAGCGUGGCUUGCACUUCCUGGGCUUACUGCUGAUGUCGUUGUCACGUUGCUGAGGGAGAAUCCAGAGAGAGAGCAGCCAUGUCGGAGGAGGCAGUGCGUCAGACGCGCAGCCAGAAGCGGGCCCUGGAGAGGGACCAUGCAGCCCCUGCUGGGUCCCCGGGGGACAUGGACAGUAAAAGGGUGAAGCUGGACAAGAGUGACACAGCCGGAGGUCCACUAGCCCUGGUGGGAUCUGCAGCUGAGGGUGUGAAAGUGAAGAGUGAGCAGGUUGCCAAAGUGGCAGCAAGCAUCCUUAAGGCUGGGGAAGUGAAGGCCACCAUCAAGGUGGAGGUGCAGACCGGGGACGAGCCCGUUGACAUGAGCACAUCCAAGAGUGAUAUUAAGAGAGAGCGCCAGCCCCCAUCGCCAGAUGAUGUGAUUGUGCUAUCAGACAAUGAGCCAUCCAGUCCUCUCAUGAACGGCCACUGCUUCACAAAGUCUGACACAGAUAAACUCAUGAAGAGUAGCCCUGAGGAGAGGGAGCGCAUUAUCAAACAGCUGAAGGAGGAGCUCAGGCUCCAAGAAGCCAAGCUGGUACUGCUGAAGAAGCUGCGACAGAGCCAAAUCCAGAAGGAGAGCACUGUACAGAAGUCAACUGGCUCCGUAGCCACGCCCCCUCCUUUGGUGAGAGGAAACAUCACAUCAGGAAAAGGACCCCUCCAGGUUCCGGGCCGCAGCUCAGGCACGGUGAUCCCUCCUCCAUUGGUGCGGGGUGGGCAACAUGUCCCGUCCAAACACAACUCUCAGAGCGUCAUGCCACCCCUGGUCAGAGGAGCCCAGCCUAUUGCAGUGACUCCUCAGCAGAUAGCCAGUCUGCGUCAGCAGCAGCAGCAGCACAGCAGUUCAGGCCCCCCUCCACUGCUGCUGGCUCCCAGGGCCUCAGUGCCCAACGUCCAGGUGCAGGGCCAGAGGAUCAUCCAGCAGGGACUCAUCCGGGUAGCCAAUGUGGCCAACAGCAACAUCAUGGUCAACAUCCCUCAGGCCUCUCCAACCAGCCUCAAGGGCUCUUCAGUGUCAUCCAACUCCAGCAUCAAUGAGUCGCCUGCCAGUCGGCAGGCAGCUGCUAAGCUUGCACUGCGUAAGCAGCUGGAGAAGACCCUUUUGGAGAUCCCUCCACCCAAACCACCUGCCCCCGAGUUCAACUUCCUGCCCUCAGCAGCCAAUAAUGAGUUCAUCUACUUAUUGGGACUGGAGGAGGUUGUGCAAAAACUUCUAGAGAUGCACGGCAGAGGUAAUCUGGGCCCAGCUUUAGCAAUGGCCAACUCCAUUCCCAAAGAGCCGUACACCUGUGCCCAGUGUAAGACGGACUUUACCUCCCGCUGGCGACAGGAGAAGGCUGGGACCAUCCUCUGUGACCAAUGCAUGUCAUCCAAUCAGAAGAAGGCCCUGAAGGCUGAACACACAAAUAGGCUCAAGGCAGCAUUUGUUAAAGCGCUCCAACAGGAGCAGGAGAUUGAACAGCGUAUCAUACAGCAGGCUGCCUCCUCAUCUUCCUCUGCCUCCCCUGUCUCCAAAACCACCUCCUCCUCACCCUCACUGUCCAAAAGUGAGCACGUGCUGGUGUCCCAGCAGUUCAAGCAGGUCAGGGCUGUCAUGCAGCAGCAUCAGCACAGAGGGACAGCGGUGGCUCACCACCACUCCACCAUCAAGCAGAGUCAGCUGUCACGUAGCGUCCAGUCUGCAGUCAGCUCUCGGGGUGUGGCCCACUCCUUCUCCUCCUCCUCUCAGCUGCAGAGCGCAGUGACAGCAGCCGCGCUGGUCAGCAGGCCAGGUAAGCACGCUGCAGCACGUCCGCUGCAGCAGGGGGCAAAGGUCAGCGCCACCGCCAGCAGCAGCAGUAACCAGGGCAACGUGGCUGCCUGGAGGAAGCAGAGCGGUGGGCACACAGGUGUGACUAUGGCCUAUGUAAACCCCAGUCUGUCUGCUCAUAAGACCACCUCUGCUGUUGAGCGUCAGCGAGAGUACCUGCUGGACAUGAUUCCUUCCCGUUCCAUCUCCCAGACAGCCAACACGUGGAAAUAAUACAACCUUAUCCCCUAGUCCCACCAUAACCAUAACCAUCACCCCUCUCAUUAUUAAUAUCAAUAAUAGUCAUUGUCAUUAUCAAUCUAACAAUAGACUCUGCCUCCUGCCAAAAUGAUAUUGGGGAGAAUCUACUUUUUGACCAAUGUUUGGGAGGGGAGAGAAAAUAAGCCUCUCUACCUAUUCCAUCGCUCUUUCUGCCACCAUCUUCCUUUCCUCGUCUGAGCCCUUCAUCCCAGUUUGGAGUUUUCUGGAUACAAGGUGUAUGUCCUGUAGAAUGUGGGCAGUUUGGGGGGUUCGGGUCGACAUGGACAUACACAUUUUAAAACUUCUCCAGUGACAUUGCCGCUCCCUUUCAGUAUGUCAGUUGAGCUUCAUGUUUGCACCGAAAGGGAGAUGUCACAGAGUCACUGAGCUUCCCCUGCCUCUGGUUUAGGCACGGAGAAAAAGUCAUAGAAAGUCAAAUCAUACAUGGUAAAAGAUUCGCCUUACUUCAUACCCCUCUCCAGUCUGAGAAAGUCAGACUCAGGCCCAUGGGGUGGCAGAGCCGAACUUAACUGAAGACCUCAUUGCAGGGAUUGUGGUUGAGCUUCGCGGACCAUCCACGAAAUACAAAGAACUGCUUCAGCUUUGCAAAAAUGAUAAUUAAAUAAGAACUGUAAAAAUGAUCUCUAUCCGCACACAGACUGCCUCUUCUCGCUAACCUAUAGCGUGUAUAGUAGAGAAGUGGAUGUAGUGUGUUGGAUUAUUUUGUAUGGCUGAAUGUUAGGAUUUUGUCUUCUUUCUUCUGUAAGUCAUAUACUGUGUUUGAGAUAUUGUGCUCCCUGAUAUUUUGGAAGUGGCCUCUUGUUGAGGCCUAAAUUUACAGGCUAAUGUUACUGUUGAGGUGGUUUUACAUCUGCUGGGUUCCGUGUUGUGGCCUACUUUUAAAGACUUUGUUUUUUCUAAGAUGAAGAGGAAAAAACAGAUUAAGGUUUCACUGACUAAUGUAAAAACAUGGACCAUAUGUUUGGAGGACUAUUCUUCUUGAAUAUUGUAAAAAACCUUCCAAAGAACUAGUGGAGCCCAAAUGGAAUCCCUUCUGCUAGAAGGUUUCUAGUUUAUUUGAACCCUCUCUGGAUAUAAAGAUGAAUUCAUGCUAAGCAGAGGGGGUGUAAGGAAUGUCAUAUUUUAUGACAUUGUUUUGCUUUUAGUCAUAGGUUGUGGUGCAUUAUUUUCCUUCUAUAGACAAACUCUGUCUCUGGGUUUAUUUAUAGGGUCAUGUUAGUUAAGAUAUAUGCUUAUGCCCUAAGUUUGAAUGAACCUCCACUUAAGAUGAUUUGUUUUUUUCUUGUGUCCAAUGGCUCCUACACACCCUUUAAUUGGUCUAACAGAAGCUGGACAGCUUUCAGAAUGUAGUUAUGCAAAAACCCCUAUAGCAACACAUUACAUGAAUUUCUUAGUCUUUCUUUUACAUUGGAGUGUGUAUGUGUUAUGUCAGGUCAUUGAAAUGAGGUAUAUAUGCCUUUCAUGUGAGCUGUAGUGCAUUUUUUUUUUUUUAUCAGGUUGCAGCAGCACAGGAUAAGCUAGUGGUGAAAUCCAAUAUGUCCUUUAUGAAACAGUGACAUGCCCCAUCCUUAUUUAAUAACUCAGUACUGUACCAGUUUCACUCUGUAUUGACAUUAUCCACAUAUUUCUCUGACCUAGUAGAAAUUAAGUAAGCAAAUUGGAACUUGAUGAAAUGUUAAUGUACUGAAUAUAAUAAAUUAAGUCCUUAAACUUGUUCGUACACUGAUGAAGCUAGCAGUAUGCAUAAUAAUGCAGACUUCCCAUAUAAAACCAGUUGUACUAACCCAGGAUGUGUGCACUCUUCCAGAGCCUACUGGUACAUGGGCAAUGUCAGUCGUCCAUCAAUAAUUUCUCAUUAAAACCUAUCCAUUUUUCAUCUGUUUACCUUCAAGCAGUAUUGUUGAUUAUCAUGCACAGUUUGUAACCAGAAACUGCUUCCUUGUUGCCCCACUCUUGAUUUCAUAAUACAUCCAUUAUGUGAUAAUCUAAACAGAUGCAAUCUUAGAAAGAUUAAAGACCUUGCUGGACUGUAGUGCGCUCUUUACACCAGAGCUCACAGAGUGCGGUCAGGCUCUAGGCUAAAAAUAGUGCACUGCAUUACAUGAUUGGGUGCCAUUUGAGGUCAAGCCCUCUCAUUUUUCCAGAUCCUGGGAUGUAUAGCAAUAUACCUGGGUUGCAUUCAGGAUGGCCCAACAUUUGUACACUGCAGAUGGAGAUACAAGACUAUAAACAAAGAUAAAACUAAUUUAAAUUCAUUGUUAUGUAUUUCUCUCUAAAAGUAGCGUCGGAAAUAUUCCAGGUUGUGUGUACAUUCCAGGCAGGCUGAAAAGUAGCAACCUGUGUCUUGUGGAUGCAAUAUAAGCAACCUGGAAUGAGCCCCCACCCUCCCCAUGUUGGGCCCUGCUCAGUGUAACCGUGUGCUGUCCUGACUACUGCCUGCUGCUGCUGUUUGACAACAAAAACACCAUUCCGUUUCCCUGGGCUAGAGGCUCUGUUGAAUGCAAUGCAACCCAAGUGGAAAAGAAAACAAUGUACAAGAAAUAUUUGUUUGUUUUUUGGAUUUUUUUCCUGCUCUAUCAAGUAAUAAUAAAACUAAUUUUAACCCUCUCUCAU
This is a messenger RNA of Myripristis murdjan (pinecone soldierfish), 4883 nucleotides long. RefSeq names its product GATA zinc finger domain containing 2Ab (gene gatad2ab). The record is from RefSeq and is a predicted model, not a curated record. Gene Ontology annotation, biological process: negative regulation of transcription by RNA polymerase II. The transcript has 12 exons. The coding region runs from base 240 to 2222 and encodes 660 amino acids. Lineage: Eukaryota; Metazoa; Chordata; Actinopteri; Holocentriformes; Holocentridae. Gene Ontology annotation, cellular component: NuRD complex. Gene Ontology annotation, molecular function: sequence-specific DNA binding; zinc ion binding.